AUGACAAAUUUUGAAAAAAGUAAGUUUUUGGAAAAAAACUUGUUCUGGAGAUAUUAAAGAGUAUAUAUUUUCAGGUUCAUUCGGAUUACUGUAUCUAAAUUACAGUACUUGUUCAACAAUUUUUCGAAAAGAUCAAUUUCAAGGAGAUUUAGCUUCAUCAAAAGCGAAGUUCAGAAUCAGUACGUACACUUUGAAAAAAAGUAUGUAAUUUUCUUCUGAUUACUGUACCUAGACUAUGGUAUUUUUUCAGAAACGCCCGAUCAACUUACUGUAUCUAGACUACAGUACUAUUCAAUCAACUUGGAACUCAACAUUUUAAUUUAA
Molecule: messenger RNA, 324 nt
Organism: Caenorhabditis angaria
Lineage: Eukaryota; Metazoa; Nematoda; Chromadorea; Rhabditida; Rhabditidae
Source: the annotation of a GenBank genome assembly